Messenger RNA from Exophiala xenobiotica, 2559 nucleotides. RefSeq lists its product as uncharacterized. Lineage: Eukaryota; Fungi; Ascomycota; Eurotiomycetes; Chaetothyriales; Herpotrichiellaceae. The coding region runs from base 88 to 2376 and encodes 762 amino acids. The transcript is spliced from 2 exons. The record is from RefSeq and is a predicted model, not a curated record.
CCAGCGUGCCCUUGAUUCUCUUUGGUCGCGAACAAGGACCCUCUCGACGGUGAAUGUGGUACUGCCGCUGCGAGACACACUGACGACAUGGCCACCAACAUGGACGGUGACAAGAUCGACCCGAUCACAGAAAAGCCCGUUGUGCAGGCCACCGUUACUCCCGUCAAUGACGACCCGGUCUCUUUAGAGAGCGACACAGUUCGCCCAGGUCGGGACCUACGAUCAGCCAUCUACACCAUUGUAGGUGGUGUUGCGUUACCCUGCAUACCCAUCAUCAUUGUCUCUGCUGUUCUGCUGUACUUCAUCUUCAAACAUCGCGUCGUCCCUCGAGCUGGAUGGCCCGAACUAUACGUCCCGACAGAUAAUCCUGGGAUCAGCAAUAUCACCGACUUCAUCAAGGAAAUCCGGCAUGACGGUGGAAGACCAGCAUACUAUGUCGCCUACAACCCUUCUACGAUCACCACCAUCGCGUCAUGGACAGGUCGCGUUAUCCCAUACCUGUCGAGCUCCAUCAUGGCUCUGCUUGCCUUCUUUGCAGCUCGACACAUCGUCCUGAAGUCCAAGCAUGGGCAUCAUACUGAGCUGCCAACUCCGGAGCAGCUGACUCUGUUGAUCAGUCUCCUAGGUGGCAGUGGCUUCAGUCCGCUGAAGGAUACGCUUCUCUACAGAUGGGGACGGAAAGAGAGGCUUGUAGCCCCUCUUCCAGCCGCCUUCGCCGCGCUUUUCAUCAUCACUCUUCUUGGAGUCUUCAUUCCCAUCAUCGACACGUGGUUCGGUAUUGCGGUCCAUCCUGCAACCAUCAGUCAACUGUACAACACUUCCGCUUCGGCCUACCACUCCUUUGGCCGCAAGCUGGACCCCGGGACGACGGAUUCCAUUGUCUGUCCGGACGUGCCUGGCUGGGCAGCAGGGCAAGGCUACAAUCCUGCUCAACACUGGUACUGGCCGUGUAAUCUCUACAUCGGCACGCCGCAUCCCGAGAACAUCUUCCUCGUCGGCGGCGAAGCAGCAUCCAAACUCCAACUCAACCAGCCCACCAAUGACAUGACCUCCAACUACACCGGCUCACUCUCCUCCACGUCCAAGCACAACGAGACGUUCUACUUCUACAGCGACUCACGAAGCGGCAGCACGGUCGACUUCAAGGUCCAAACCCUAGGCAUCUCGACGCAAUGCCACAUCGCCACGAAACGCUGCCACGGCGACUACUCCAACGGCACGUCGUUCCGCUGCUCCGCCGGGUUUGCAGGCGAUCUGACCGAAUGCCUGCCCAACGUAUGGCCCGCCAGCGCCGACGACUCUGGCAGCUGCGAAACGGGCAUCGGCUUCGCGACUGACGCCCAGCUCUCGCAGGCAGCCGGCAUGAACAACCUCACCGACCUGACGGACUCGCCCACCGGCUAUCUUUCCGCUCUCCUGAAAGAAAAUCCAAUGUACUUCGGCACCUGGGCCAUCGGGUUCCCCGGCGACGACAUGCACAACGCGCUCUUCAGCAACAGCGACCCGCAGGUGUUCCCGGACGGCCACGUCAACGCCGUGUGGAUGCUCAACUGCACGUCGACCGUGUACGACGUCACGUACAGCUACACCGACGGCAGCCUGCACCGUUUCAACGCGAGCGUCGCCGCGCCGGAUUGGGGCGCCUUCUUCUCCGGCCCGUUCGCCUGGUCGCCUCGCGUGCUGGGUCUGAAACAAACGAGUCUGGCCCUCGAGAACGCCGCCCAGGCCGCGCUCGGACUGUCCGUCGGCGUCUUCACGCCCCGCGUCAAUGAUCUCGAGCAGUUGCGGAACAGCAGCGUGAGCGUGGCCAGGAUCCCCUUGGUCCCGCUAUACUUGCUGCUGGGCUUCAAGUUUUUGUACGUCGUGGUCGUCGUCAUUUUGGCAAUUGGCGCCUAUUGUUUCACCCACCCGGCCGAAACGGAGAUCGUCAAGGCCCAGUUGAGCGUCAAGGGCCUGGCCGCCGCGCAUUUCGACCAGCCCGACCUGAUCAGGCAGGAUGUCGUCAAGCAGGUGCAAAGUCGACUGGAGCAGGCCAAGAACGGCGGCAGCAGUGCCGCGGCGUCUCCGACGACGGAACAACGCGAACAAGAACAAGAACAAGCCGGAUCAGCACCAAUUCAGCCCCUGAAACGAGCCGCCACAGCGCCUGCGGGUCGUGGUCCCGGCGCCGAGGCAGAAGCAAGAGCUGAAGGAGACGAGGCCGGCCAUAAACCCAAGAUCGGACUGAUGCCGACACGCGCGGGCACGUGGCAGUUCGUCUUGCUCGCCAACGGGGCGUGGCAGAGCGUCAAGCCCAUCGUCCAGAGCUUUGUGCUGUCCGAGGCCAAGGCCGGCGAAUUCGGGACGGCCGGUGACAUUUAUGCUGCUUGGAAAUAAAGUCGGAGACACGGAGAGGGAAGGUAGGCAGAGGCGGAGACAGAGGGAGUUGAUCAAAUUUGGAGCGAAUAUUUCAGCAAGCGAAUCCCUUGUACAGGCCAGCGGGCUAUUCUGCUGUACUGUGUACAGAUAUAUCUAUACUAAUUGGGCAAUACUGCAUGCAUAUAACGAGUCCACGAGGCG